This is a messenger RNA of Trypanosoma conorhini, 615 nucleotides long. RefSeq lists its product as uncharacterized. The coding region runs from base 1 to 615 and encodes 204 amino acids. NCBI's taxonomy places the organism in Eukaryota, Euglenozoa, Kinetoplastea, Trypanosomatida, Trypanosomatidae. The record is from RefSeq and is a predicted model, not a curated record. Gene Ontology annotation, molecular function: metal ion binding. The transcript has a single exon.
AUGCAACCAUUUGGUCAGCAGCAAAUUAUGCAGAAUCGUGGGUACGGCGGAUACAAUGCAUAUAGCCAUCCGGGCUACCCUUCCCAGCAAUUCCCUGCUCCUGCCCCGUAUCAGGCACAAGGUGGUGGCUAUUAUCCUCAGUAUUCUCAAGGAACGUACAAUCCAACACUUUUCCAGGGGUUUCAAGGGAACUUUUCAGGCCAAGUAAAUCGUGGAAGACCUAUUUACACAGGAGGACGUGGAGCUGGCGGGUAUGGACGUGGCGACUACAGUAUGGGUAUGGCAGUUGACCGCGGCAGAGGCGCGUAUGGGAUUCGUCCCCGCCAAAAAAAGCCGUUUGUUGGUGGUUCAUUGGAAACACAACGUGAGUGGGAAAGGCAAACAUUAUGUUGCUUUUUUUUGCAAGGGAACUGUAAGUUUGCUGACACUUGUCGCUUUCUCCACGAAGACGAUAGCAAACGCCCUUGCCAAUUUGGAGCUCAAUGCCGUGUAGGACACGCGCCGCGGGCAAAGAAGAGUAACGGCACCGCGGAUGUGGAUACCCCUUCUUGUCAGUCGGGUGAUCCUCAGGAAACACCUGAAGGAAAUGAGAACAAUGCCGCGGAAUCCUCAUAA